GAGCAGUAGGCAAGGAAAGUCUCACUUUCAUUCUUCCCCUAGCAAUCUUUCUUUCUUUCUUUCUUUCUUGCCACGUUUCUCACCUUCUUGGUCUCUUUCCGAUUUUGCCAUUGCUGCUUCUUUUUAUGACGCAAUUGAACUGCUCAGUAAAGAGCAAAACUUGGGUCAUCAUGGGUUCGCAACAUUAGAAUUGGUUUGCUUUUUCUGGCGAUGUAUUCAAUUUCUUCACCUGGGUUAUUUUCUUUGGCUGCAUGUUGGGUAUAUCUCUUUCAGGUGAUUGAUUCGAUUCAUUUAUGGAGACAAAUCGCAGGAGAGGCUUUGAACUCAGCGCCAUCGGCGGCAGAGGAACCAUGAAGAGGCCGAUCCCGUGUGGUGUGAUAUCUGACGAGUAUCAUAGCUCAGAUGCAGAAAUCGACGGCGAAGAAGAUCAAGUGUUCGAUCCCCAGAAGCAACAACAUUUCUCCCAACAUGAGCCAGAAUUGGAUUCUCAAGAGAUGAUAGCUAAGUCUGCAGAAAUGUAUCAGAACUACAUGUAGGAGCUUCCCAUCUCGCCGCUUCAGGGUUCACUGAUUCCGUGUUCUUCCUGCAUGGAAUUAGGGAGGUUGAUGAAGCAACUCUAUAGGCAGCCAUUGCAUUACUUCACCAACCUCAUUCUCAGAAGCUGGGACGAGCUACGAAUCGGCACUGAGAAUCAACACCAGCCAUUGGAUCUCAUCAUCCACCCCAGUAAAGCUGAGGCAACCAUCUAGCUAGUCGAAGAGGUUCAUAGGAAGACCUCAUCCCAUCACCACAUUGCUAAGCUCUGGAGUUCUGAUCCCUUGCACCGACAUUUCAUUGACGGUCUUGUACCUGAGCUUUGCAUGCCGAAUUCGUGAUGUGAUCCUCUGGCUUCCUGCUGACAUUUUGUUUCAUCAACUUUUUUCUUGUUGACUUCCAACCUGUUGUACACCCUAUCUCAUCCUUUAGAAGCAAGUUCCAUGAGUGAUAUUCUAUCUGGUUCUACACCCUGGUUCUACACCCUGGUUCUACACCCUGGUUCUGCAGUUUUAUGAAAAGCUCAAUUGCUUACAUGAACAUGAUGUCUUGUACUAAAUCCCCAAUCAUGGUGUUCCAAGACACAAGAUCAGCGUCUGGCAUCUCCUAGAAGAGCUAUCAAGCUGACUCUACAUCUCCAAAUCUAAAUAAAAACCCUGAAAUUAG
Messenger RNA from Linum trigynum, 1200 nucleotides. Lineage: Eukaryota; Viridiplantae; Streptophyta; Magnoliopsida; Malpighiales; Linaceae. The record is from the annotation of a GenBank genome assembly.